Molecule: messenger RNA, 5520 nt
Organism: Trematosphaeria pertusa
Lineage: Eukaryota; Fungi; Ascomycota; Dothideomycetes; Pleosporales; Trematosphaeriaceae
Product: beta and beta-prime subunits of DNA dependent RNA-polymerase
Exons: 3
Coding region: 66-5336 (1756 amino acids)
Biological process (GO): DNA-templated transcription
Cellular component (GO): RNA polymerase I complex
Molecular function (GO): DNA-directed RNA polymerase activity; DNA binding
Source: RefSeq, a predicted model, not a curated record
GUACGCCUUGUGCCUCAAGUAGCUUCACGCCGUCUGGUGCGGGUGCAGCGCACCGAAUUGCCAACAUGAAUACCUCGCAGCCUGUUUCAUCGGCCAUCAAGAGCGUGGAAUUCGGCUUCCUCGCCGCCAGCGACAUCCGAACCCUCUCUGUAAAGCGCAUAACCAAUCCCACGACCUUCGAUUCUCUGCUGCACCCGGUUCCUGGCGGUCUCCACGAUGCAGCUCUGGGCGCCUUCUUAGACAACCCGUGCUCGACAUGCGGCUUGACGACACUGCUAGGCUGCCCGGGCCACUGCGGUCAUAUCGAGCUCCCCGUUCCCGUAUAUCAUCUCAGCUUCCUCGACCAGCUGUACCGUCUCCUCCGUGGGAAAUGCGUCUACUGCCACCACUUAGUGCUUCCCCGCGUCGCAGUCAACGAAUUCGCCUCUAAGCUCAGGCUGAUCCGAUGCGGUCUGGUGCAGGAAGCAAAUGAUAUGCAAGAGCAUGUCGACGUGACAAAAGGCAAGACUAGGAGGGGCUCAGAGUCUUCGGACUCCGAUGACGAGGACGACAUCAUUAGCCAGAGGAACAGCUACGUGAAGAGAUGCAUGAAGCGAGCUGGCAUCUCAAGGAGCGACGCGCAUGCAGUGAAGGAGAAGAACGAGGCCAUUUCCGACGCCCGGCGACAAGUCAUCAAGGAUUUCUGGACGUCGAUAGCGGGGAUGAAGAAGUGCAAGAACUGCCAGGGGCUCAACCCCACCUACCGCAAGGACCGCGCCAUAAAAAUCUUUCGCAAGAAUCUCACCCCAAAGGACAAGGCUCUCAUGGCCCAGGCGGAGAAACGCAUGGAGAACCCCCUGGACAUCCUCCAGCGCCGGGAAGCGAGAGCGAAGAAACAGCAGGUUCAUGCGGACGAGGGAGUCGCAGACUUGGACCCGGGUUCGGAGGACGAAGACGCAGACAUGCUUGAUACAGAAGAAGCCGACGGGACCCUAGUAGCUUCCGAAUCCAUGACAGCAUCGGGUAGGAAGUCGCGCUCCGCUGUCGACGCGUCGCACAAAGUGCAAGACUUUAUCAAUGCGGCAGAAGUCAGAGCGGCAAUGAUUCUGCUUUUCGAGAAAGAGGAGGAGAUUUUACGACUGCUAUACAACCCACAUGCGCGAUCGAAGUCUCAGGUGGACGUCAAUGCGGACAUGUUCUUCAUUCAAAACGUCGUUGUGCCGCCAAACAGGUACAGGAUGGAGGACAAGACCGGUGACUCCAUUGCGGAAUGCCCGCAGAACACGCUCUAUAAGAAUAUUCUGAAUGCCUGCGAGUCGAUGCGGCAGAUCAGCAACGAGAUGCACGGCAAGGAGAACGAGGCUGGCUUUCGACGUCGCGACUUUAGCGAUCUCCAGACUACCUGGGUUAAUCUUCAAGGAGCUGUAAAUGCCCUCAUUGACCGCGACGCCAACCCCGUCCAGGGCUUAGCCGGAAGGACGAAUGCAGACGGCAUCAAGCAGCAGCUGGAGAAGAAAGAGGGUCUCUUCCGAAAGAACAUGAUGGGCAAGCGUGUCAACUUUGCCGCGCGUAGUGUCAUUUCUCCCGAUCCGAAUAUCGAGACCAACCAAAUUGGCGUCCCACCGGUUUUUGCCAAGAAGUUGACGUUCCCGGAGCCCGUCACGAACCACAACUUCUACGAUCUAAAAGAGGCGGUCCUGAAUGGACCUGAUAAGUGGCCGGGAGCAGUCGCCAUCGAGAACGAGUUUGGCCAAGUCGUCUCUCUUAGAAAGAAGAACUACGAAGAGCGCCAGGCUCUCGCCAACCAGCUCCUUGCACCCUCAAGCACCCAUGUGAACGGCUCGAAGAACAAAAAGGUCCACCGCCAUCUGAACAACGGUGACGUCGUCAUCAUGAACCGACAGCCCACGCUACAUAAGCCGUCCAUGAUGGCUCACCGCGCUCGCGUUCUUCCAGGAGAGAAAACAAUACGCAUGCACUACGCCAACUGCAAUACUUACAACGCCGAUUUUGACGGCGACGAAAUGAACAUGCACUUCCCCCAGAAUGAGCUAGCCCGAGCAGAGGCCAUGCUGAUCGCGAAUACCGACAAUCAGUAUCUCUCAGCGACUGCCGGAAAGCCCCUCAGAGGUCUUAUUCAGGAUCAUAUUUCCAUGGCUGUGUGGCUGACCAAUAAGGAUACUUUCUUCAACCGCGAGGAAUACCACGAGCUCCUGUACUCUUCUCUGAGACCCGAGGACGGCCAUACUACUUCGGGGACCCUUCUCACUGUCGAGCCUGCGAUCUGGAAACCCCGGCCAAUGUGGACAGGCAAGCAGCUGAUCACCACCGUACUGAAGAACCUCAAGCCGAAAGAAUAUGAUAACCUGACUUUAAGUUCCAAGUCACAAACCAGCGGGAAGCUGUGGGGUCCUGACUCUGAGGAACAGACGGUCAUCGUCCAAGCGGGUGAGCUACUCUGUGGCAUCUUAGACAAGAGUCAGAUUGGUUCAGCCGCUGGUGGACUGGUCAAUGGCAUUUUCGAGGCAUAUGGCGCUACAACGGCCGGUCAAGUGCUUAGUGUCCUUGGUCGGCUACUGACCAGGCUACUGAACAUGCGGGCAUUCUCUUGUGGUGUGGAAGAUCUCAUUCUCACAAGAGAGGGAGAUGAAGCGCGGCUGGAGAAGCUGAAAGAGGCCGAAAAGGCUGGAUUCAAAGUCGCCUCAAAGUACGUUAGCCUGGAUGCGACGAAGAUCGACCCGAACAAUCGAGAACUACAAAGGCGACUAGAACAAGUGCUGCGGGACGACUCGAAACAGCGCGGACUUGAUGGACUUUCCAACGCCGCAACGGCAAAGAUUUCGUCGGCAGUCACAGCGGCAUGUCUACCUGAGAAGCUAAUCAAACUCUUUCCGAAGAACCAGAUGCAAACUAUGACAGGUUCUGGUGCGAAGGGUACCCUAGUCAACGCCAAUCAAAUCUCAUGCAAUCUGGGGCAGCAAGUUUUGGAAGGACGACGUGUGCCCGUCAUGGUCAGUGGGAAGACGUUGCCGUGCUUUAAACCGUACGAGACGAGCGUUCGCGCUGGCGGUUACAUUGUUAACCGCUUCUUGACCGGUAUUCGACCGCAAGAAUAUUACUUCCACACCAUGGCUGGCCGAGAAGGCCUUAUCGAUACCGCCGUCAAGACCUCCCGCUCUGGGUACCUGCAGCGAUGCAUUGUAAAAGGGAUGGAAGGCGUCCACGUUGAGUACGACAGCACCGUGCGAGAUUCAGACGGUUCCAUGGUCCAGUUCCUCUACGGAGAGGAUGGCCUAGAUACGACGAAGCAAAAGUACUUGAACGACUUCAAGUUCCAGGCCGAGAACUUCUAUUCUCUGACGCAGUCCGUAAAUGCCGUAGAAGGCUAUAGGCAUGUAGUCAGUAAAGAGGCCACUGAACACACGAAAGCCGCCUGGAAGAAGGUCCGGAAGACUGGAAACAUUGCGGCUAUGGAUCCAGCGCUUGCAAUAUACAACCCAGGUCGAUACAGCGGCAGUACCUCCGAAAAGUUCUUCGCAGCCAAGAGAGAUUACUGCGAAAGGAACCCGGAUGGGCUUUUGAAGAACAAGAAGCGUGACCCGAACGGCGAAGUCUUGAAGAAGAAUUUCGAUACUUUGCUCGAUAUCAAGUACCUCCGAUCGCUUGUGGAGCCCGGAGAAGCUGUAGGAGUGGUGGCCGGGCAGUCUAUCGGAGAACCGUCCACGCAGAUGACCCUCAACACCUUCCAUUUGGCUGGUCACUCCACGAAGAAUGUCACGCUUGGUAUCCCACGUCUGCGAGAGAUUGUCAUGACCGCUAGCGCAAAAAUAUCAACACCUGGCAUGACAUUGUACCCUCAUCCGGAAAUGCCCAAAGAGGACAUAGAGAAAUUUGCCAAGAGUAUUACACGCCUCCCGCUUUCGGCUGUCCUGGACAAGGUCAUCGUCACUGAGAGACUAGGCCAAGGGACUCAAUACUCCCAAGCACGGAAAUUCAAUAUCAGACUUGAGUUCUACCCCGCUAAGGAGUACACCAAAGAGUAUGCCGUCAAGGUUCGGGAUGUGGCGGACUCGAUUGAGAAGAAAUUCUGCCCGCGCCUCCAGAAGGCUGUGAGAGCGGAUCUGAAGAAGAAGGGACAGAACAAAUCUCUGUCUACCGCUAAGUCAGCGGCUGUUCCUACCAUCGGAGAGGCCUCCGGCACCAUCGAACAGCAAACAGUUCGUCAGGAUGAUGCCGGAGACGAGGGCGGUCAUGAUGAGGUGGAGAGCGAUGAUGGCGAGGACGAAGGCGACGCUACUUUCGCCAAGCGGCGAGGCAGGCGCGAAGACAGCGUUGAGUUUGAGGCUCCGGAAGAGGGAGAACAAGUUGCUGACGGGAUUGACCGUGAAGAGAGUGAAGACGAGACGUACGGUGGCAGCCCCAAGCCUUCCCGUGCCACUACACCUGAGCCGGGCUCAGAAGACGAGGACGAGGAACCCCUUGUUCCCCAUGACGAAUCUUCCCAAAUCCGCCAAGACCGGAUAAUGCACAGUAAAGACUGUCCUGACAUUUCCGCCUUCAAGUUCGACGACAAGCAGGGCGCGUAUUGCGAGAUCACAUUCGAAUUUUCCGCCUCCACGCCCAAGUUGCUCAUGCUACAUCACGUCGAAGCAGCUGCCGACUUCGCCACUAUUCAUGUCAUCCCAGGCAUAACCAGCGCCCUUGUCUCCGCGGAAAAAGUCGAAGACCCUCUCACGCAAGAGGAUGCCGAAAUCCCCGUCAUCCUAACCGAAGGCUCCAACCUCAUCGCCAUGCGCGAAUUCCCGGACAUCAUCGACACCUCGCGCCUCUUCACCAACGACAUCGCCUCCAUGCUGCAGCUCUACGGCGUAGAAGCGUGCCGCGCGUCCAUCGUCCGCGAAAUGCACGCCGUUUUCAGCGGACACGGUAUCAACGUUGAUAACCGUCAUCUGAAUCUCAUUGCGGAUACGAUGACCAAAGGCGGUGGCUUCACGCCGUUCAACCGCAUUGGGCUACGGACCAACACUAGCCCGUUCAUGAAGAUGAGCUUUGAAACUACAGUCGGGUUUUUGAAGGAUGCCGUGCUGGAGCGGGAUUGGGAUGAGCUGAAGAAUCCGAGUGCGCGGAUCGUGGUUGGACGGCUAGGUGGGGUGGGAACGGGUAGUUUUGAUGUGUUGGCGCCGGUUAGGGUGACGGAUCCGCUGAAGGAGCCGAUGGACGAUAUCGAGGAGGCGGCGAGAGAUGCGGAAGGAGAUAUGGACUGGGAUGUCGAGAUGGAGGACGCGCAGGAAGAGCAGCCGCCUGUCGAGGAGACCCCGAAGAAGAAAAAGAAGAAGCAUAGGCGGUCGAGCGAGUAGCGGCCUUGCUGAAGGCCGUCAGGCUUGGGUUUACGCGGUCGAGUGUAUAAUUCAUAGCGGCAUUGUUGGUUUGGGGAUGGGCUGGACGGCGUUUCGUGAGGUGUAGUGUAUUCUGGAAAAGUUAUUGUAAUGAAAGACGGCAUAUACCUUUUUCGAGUUUGGAUAGGUUUGCCUGAAGGCCUCC